AUGGCGGACCAGUCAGCGCACCUGAGCCACAAGGCCGGCGAGGCAGCGGGCCACGCGCAGGAGCGCAAGGAGGACGUCGUGCACGCGGCGCAGGAUGCCGCGGGCUCCGCGCAGCACGAUGCUGGCGGCCUCGUUCAGCAGGCUGGCGCGCAGGUGCAGCAGAUCGCUCAGGGCGCCACGAACGCCGUCAAGGGCGCCGCCGACGCAGUCAAGAACGCCACCGGCAUGGGCGGCAAGUAGACGUCCCGCGCGCCGCGUCCCUGUUGACCGUACGUUGCAUGCUGC
This is a messenger RNA of Phragmites australis (common reed), 285 nucleotides long. Its product is annotated as stress-induced protein KIN2. The record is from RefSeq and is a predicted model, not a curated record. Bases 1 to 240 code for a protein of 79 amino acids. NCBI's taxonomy places the organism in Eukaryota, Viridiplantae, Streptophyta, Magnoliopsida, Poales, Poaceae. The transcript has a single exon.